AUGUCUGCCGACUAUGCGGUUGAGAAGAACGUCGUUGUCGAUGACAGCGGCGUCAACGAGCGCAUGGACAAGGCCGUCCUUCGCGAGGCCGCUGCCGCCGACGAGGCCGAGCACAAGAUGACCAUUGCCCAGGGCUGGAAGUCGCACAGGAAGGCCAUCCUCUGGUCCAUGGCGCUUUCGGCUGCCCUCAUCAUGGAAGGUUACGAUGUCGUCGUCAUCGGUUCCUUCUACGGUCACCCUGCCUUCCUUAAGCGUUUCGGCAAGGUGGACCCCACCAACGUGAACGGUUACUCCAUCCCUUCCGAGUGGCAGUCGGCUCUUUCGAACGGUUCUUCGGCCGGUGGUAUCAUUGGUCUCAUGAUUAACGGUUGGGCUGCCGACCGCUACGGUCCCCGCAUUGUCAUGAUGGUCGCCACUGUCGCCCUUACCGCCUUCAUCUUCCUCUUUGUCUUUGCCAACUCGCUCGGAAUGCUCGUCGCUGCCGAAGUCUGCUGUGGUCUGCCAUGGGGUGUCUUCCAGACCUUGACAACUGCCUACGCCUCGGAGGUGUGCCCUAUUCAGCUCCGUGGCUACCUGACUGCCUACGUCAACGCCUGCUGGGGUAUCGGUAUCCUUCUCUCGUCCGGUGUGGUCAAGGCCAGUCUCACGAUCGAGUCCCAGUGGUCGUGGCGCAUGCCUUUCCUCAUCCAAUGGGUGUGGGUCAUCCCUCUUUUCAUCAUCGUCUACUUUUCGCCCCAGUCCCCCUGGUGGCUCGUUCGCCACGAGCGCCUGGACGAGGCCCAGGCCGCCCUUCGUCGCCUCACCAACCCCGAGGUUGUUUCCGAGGACGACCUCAGGAACACUGUUGCUAUGAUGGUCCACACCAACGAGAUUGAGCGCGCCAUCGAGGAGGGUACCACCUACAUCGAGUGCUUCAAGGGUCUCGACCGCCGCCGUACUGAGAUUUCGAUGAUGGUCUUCGCCAUGCAGCUCCUCUCGGGUCAGAACCUUAUCGGCCAGGGUGUUCAGUUCCUCCAGAAGGCCGGUAUCUCCACCAACCUCUCGUUCUCGCUCAACAUGAUUCUCAACUCCAUGUUCAUCAUCGGUACCAUGGCUUCGUGGGUCCUCAUCACCUGGAUCGGUCGUCGCACCCUGUACUUCUACGGCAUGGGUCUCAUGUCGGUCGUGCUCUUCGUCAUUGGCGGUCUCGGAUGGACCUCGGACCACUCCACCUUUGAGGAGGACGGCACGACCUACAUCUUCAAGGACGGCAAGUUCAUCAGCACCACCUACGCCAUUGGUUCGCUCCUCAUCAUGCUCAACUUUGUGUACAACGCCACCCUCGGCCCCAUCUGCUACACGCUCAUCGGCGAGAUCUCGUCCACUCGUCUGCGCCAGAAGUCGAUCGCCCUCUCGCGUAUUGCCUACCAGGUCAUGAACAUUGUCUGUGGUAUCAUUGUGCCCCGCAUGCUCAACGACUGGAACUGGGGUCCCAAGUCGGGUAUCUUCUGGGGUGUUUCGGCUGGUCUCUGCACUGCCUACAUCUGGCUCCGUCUGCCCGAGACCCGCGGCCGCUCUUACGGUGAGCUCGACCUGCUGUUCGAGCACAAGGUCCCUGCCUGGAAGUUCGCCAAGACCAAGGUCAACCAGUUCGCGGCCGAGACCGACCACAAGGUCGAGAGCUCGCACCACGACCACGUCGACGAGAAGACCGAGCAGAUCUAG
This is a messenger RNA of Apiotrichum porosum, 1704 nucleotides long. RefSeq lists its product as uncharacterized. Gene Ontology annotation, molecular function: carbohydrate:proton symporter activity. The record is from RefSeq and is a predicted model, not a curated record. The transcript is spliced from 7 exons. The coding region runs from base 1 to 1704 and encodes 567 amino acids. Lineage: Eukaryota; Fungi; Basidiomycota; Tremellomycetes; Trichosporonales; Trichosporonaceae. Gene Ontology annotation, biological process: carbohydrate transport; transmembrane transport. Gene Ontology annotation, cellular component: membrane.